Budorcas taxicolor (takin) is the source of this 731-nucleotide messenger RNA. RefSeq names its product breast cancer metastasis-suppressor 1-like protein. The record is from RefSeq and is a predicted model, not a curated record. Gene Ontology annotation, biological process: negative regulation of transcription by RNA polymerase II. The transcript is spliced from 5 exons. NCBI's taxonomy places the organism in Eukaryota, Metazoa, Chordata, Mammalia, Artiodactyla, Bovidae. Gene Ontology annotation, cellular component: Sin3-type complex. The coding region runs from base 102 to 731 and encodes 209 amino acids. Gene Ontology annotation, molecular function: histone deacetylase binding.
GCUCCGCGGCGGGGUGGGUCGGGGCGUUCGGCGCGCCCUUCAUUGAAGCGGCGGUGGCCGGGCUGGGCGCCGGGAGUGGGAAGCGACGGCGCGGCUGGAAAAUGCCAGUCCAUUCCCGAGGGGAUAAGAAGGAGACGAACCAUCACGAUGAGAUGGAGGUGGACUACGCCGAAAACGAGGGGAGCAGCUCCGAGGACGAAGACACCGAGAGCUCGUCGGUCUCCGAGGAUGGAGAUAGCUCAGAAAUGGAUGAUGAAGACUGUGAAAGAAGAAGAAUGGAAUGUUUAGAUGAAAUGUCCAAUCUUGAAAAACAGUUUACCGAUCUCAAGGAUCAACUUUAUAAAGAACGAUUAAGUCAGGUGGAUGCAAAACUACAAGAAGUCAUAGCUGGAAAAGCACCAGAAUAUUUGGAACCACUGGCAACUUUACAAGAAAAUAUGCAAAUUCGUACAAAGGUAGCAGGAAUCUAUAGAGAGCUCUGCUUAGAAUCUGUAAAGAACAAAUAUGAAUGUGAAAUUCAAGCUUCUCGCCAGCAUUGUGAGAGGCAGGGAGGUCUAGGACAGGAAGCCUCUUCUCAAGACCUCAGGUGGGAAGAAGGAAGGAAAUGCCCAGAAAAACAAGGCUAUACUAUCGAGUUUUGCAACACGGCUGGCUGCAGCAACGUGCCCUUCGUACAGGCCAAUAAACCGAGGAAAGAGAAGAAAGCCAGCAGCGUUCAGCUCUUCCUUUGA